AUGGGUCAAGAUCCACUGAGGGGAGGUGGGGACGGUCAUGGACUCCAGGCGGCAGGGCCAAAUUUAGUAUUUGAAGAUGAAAUCCCUGCAUUGCAACUGCAAGUAGAUAAGCUCACGACCCUCAAUGUGAACAAAAUUAUUGCACUGGGACACUCUGGUUUUGAAAUGGAUAAACUCAUCGCUCAGAAAGUGAGGGGCGUGGACGUCGUGGUGGGAGGACACACCAACACGUUCCUUUACACAGGGCCAAAUUUAGUAUUUGAAGAUGAAAUCCCUGCAUUGCAACUGCAAGUAGAUAAGCUCACGACCCUCAAUGUGAACAAAAUUAUUGCACUGGGACACUCUGGUUUUGAAAUGGAUAAACUCAUCGCUCAGAAAGUGAGGGGCGUGGACGUCGUGGUGGGAGGACACACCAACACGUUCCUUUACACAGGCACCCCACCUUCCAAAGAGGUGCCGGCUGGGAACUACCCAUUCAUCGUCACCUCCGACGACGGACGGAAGGUUCCUGUGGUCCAGGCCUAUGCUUUUGGCAAAUACUUAGGCUAUUUGAAGGUUGAGUUUGAUGCAAAAGGGAAUGUCAUCACGUCCCAUGGAAAUCCCAUCCUUCUCAACAGCAGCAUUCCUGAAGAUCCGACCAUAAAAGCAGACAUUAACAAAUGGCGGGUCAAACUAGACAAUUAUUCCUCCCAGGAGCUGGGGAAAACCAUCGUCUACCUGAACGGCUCCAGUCAGUCGUGCCGCUUUCAGGAGUGCAACAUGGGCAACCUGAUCUGUGAUGCCAUGAUUAACAACAACCUCAGACACUUGGAUGAAAUGUCCUGGAACCACGUGUCCAUGUGCAUUUUAAACGGCGGUGGCAUCCGGUCUCCCAUUGACGAGCGGAACAAUGGCACUAUCACGUGGGAGAACCUGGCGGCCGUCUUACCCUUCGGAGGCACCUUUGACCUGGUCCAAGUAAAGGGCUCCACCCUGAAGAAGGCCUUCGAGCACAGCGUGCACCGCUACGGCCAGUCCACCGGCGAGUUCCUGCAGGUGGGCGGAAUCCAGGUGGUGUAUGAUCUUUCCCGAAAACCUGGGGACAGAGUGGUCAAACUAGAUGUUCUCUGCACCCGGUGCCGAGUGCCCCAUUACGAGCCUCUCAGAACGGAUGAGGUGUAUAAGGUGGUCCUCCCGAGCUUCCUUGCUAACGGCGGAGAUGGAUUCCAGAUGUUAAGAGAAGAGGUACUAGAACAUAACUCAGGUGACCAAGAUAUCAACGUGGUUUCUCAAUACAUCUCAAAAAUGAAAGUCAUUUAUCCAGCAGUUGAAGGUCGGAUCACGUUUUCUGCAGGAAGCCAUUACCAUGGAAACUUUUAUCUAAUAUUCCUCUCGAUUUUGGCAGCUAUCCUUGUUUUAUACCAAUAGCCAAAAAACUCUCCUUGCCAUUAAUGUGUGAAACUGCCUUUUAAGAACUUUCUUUAUAAUGGCACAGACCGUCUUCGCAGGCUCCUAGAAGCUGAGCUUAGAAGAUCGUAAAUAAAGACAUUGACAUCAUCACUCAGGAUCAACAACUUAGUGAACACACAGGAAAAGAAUUUAAAAUGAGCCCUGAGAGAGGAAGACCACUGUCUUCGGUUUGCAUAUGCAUAUUUUAAGCUGUUCAGAAUACUUAAUGGACUCCUCUCUUCAUGGAUAACAAAUUUCUGCUUUA
Messenger RNA from Myotis brandtii (Brandt's bat), 1693 nucleotides. It is a transcript of the gene NT5E, whose product is annotated as 5'-nucleotidase, ecto (CD73). The record is from RefSeq and is a predicted model, not a curated record. Gene Ontology annotation, molecular function: 5'-nucleotidase activity. Bases 1 to 1407 code for a protein of 468 amino acids. Gene Ontology annotation, cellular component: plasma membrane. Gene Ontology annotation, biological process: AMP catabolic process. NCBI's taxonomy places the organism in Eukaryota, Metazoa, Chordata, Mammalia, Chiroptera, Vespertilionidae. The transcript is spliced from 9 exons.